Pseudophryne corroboree (corroboree frog) is the source of this 939-nucleotide messenger RNA. RefSeq names its product olfactory receptor 11A1-like. Gene Ontology annotation, cellular component: membrane. Gene Ontology annotation, biological process: G protein-coupled receptor signaling pathway. The record is from RefSeq and is a predicted model, not a curated record. Lineage: Eukaryota; Metazoa; Chordata; Amphibia; Anura; Myobatrachidae. The coding region runs from base 1 to 939 and encodes 312 amino acids. The transcript has a single exon. Gene Ontology annotation, molecular function: olfactory receptor activity; G protein-coupled receptor activity.
AUGUGUGAGGACAACCAGACUGAUGUCACAGUGUUUAUACUUCUUGGAUUUAAAGGUCUAUAUUCAUACAAAAUUCUAUUCUUCAUCCUGUUCCUCUUCUCCUACAUUCUGGUGAUUACUGGAAAUCUAAUCCUCGUUGUUUUGGUGUCUAUAAGUGAACACCUUAAAAUUCCAAUGUUCAUCUUCCUUAGACAACUAGCAGUCGCUGAUAUCCUAAUAACCACAACCAUUAUACCAAUGAUGUUAGAUAUCAUAUUAAGGGAUACAAAAGAAGUUUUUGUCACAGGUUGUCUCAUACAGAUAUACAUUUUUGACAUUUUUGAAUCUGUGCAGUGUUUUCUUAUUGCUGUAAUGUCCUAUGAUAGAUGUUUGGCCAUUUGUAAUCCGAUGCGUUACAACUCCAUAAUGUCACCCGAUGUUUGCCGGAAGAUGAUUGCUGCUUCUUGGUUAUUGGCCUGCAUGUUAUCAAUUGAAAUAAUUGUGGUUUGUCAGUUGCAAUUUUGUGGUCUAAACUACAUUGACCAUUUUUUCUGUGAUUUUGGCCCUAUUGUAGAAUUAGCCACCUCAGACACUUCCACGUUGUUACUGGUUGAUAUGAUCUUGUCUUUUGUUGUGUUUUUUAUUCCUUUUUCAUUUAUCAUCAUAACCUAUAUCAUCAUUUUCUACACCAUAAGUAAGAUUUCUCUUAAUAGUGGAAGGAAAAAAGCCUUCUCCACAUGCAGCUCCCACCUCGCUACUGUAUUCACAUAUUAUGGAACCCUAAUGAUCAUUUACAUGGGGCCAUCAGGUGACAGCUCAUAUGUCCAAAAUAAGUUAUAUUCUCUAUUAUAUAUAGUGGUGACUCCCAUGAUGAAUCCCAUUAUCUACAGCCUCAGAAGCCGUGAGGUUAGGCAGACUCUGCAUCAAGUUAUAAAUAUUCAAACACAAAGACAACUGUAA